This is a messenger RNA of Larimichthys crocea (large yellow croaker), 3805 nucleotides long. RefSeq names its product TNFAIP3 interacting protein 1 (gene tnip1). The transcript is spliced from 19 exons. The record is from RefSeq and is a predicted model, not a curated record. Gene Ontology annotation, biological process: regulation of transcription by RNA polymerase II; cellular response to lipopolysaccharide; negative regulation of canonical NF-kappaB signal transduction. The coding region runs from base 187 to 2319 and encodes 710 amino acids. NCBI's taxonomy places the organism in Eukaryota, Metazoa, Chordata, Actinopteri, Sciaenidae.
CAAUCACGUCAUGAAUCUGUUUACAUCAAACGUUGCGAGGUGGAAUUUCCCAGGUUACAGCACAGACCAGAUAGACCACUUCCGCAAUAGAUGUCUGGGGCACACAGAGAGAGACGAAGAGAGAGAGAGAGAGGCCACUGCGAGCUGAAAGUUCAGAGGACCAUGUCUAGGAAGUGAGCCACGGCGAUGGAAGGGAAAGGCCCGUACCGCAUCUAUGAUCCAGGUGGGAGUGAGGUCAAGGCCCGGGAGGAGGCCGGAGGGGGAAGCAGCUAUCGACAGCUACUGGAAGAGAACAGCAUACUGAGGGAGCGGAUGAAAGGACUUAAAAGCUUAGGUGACUUGCUGGAAGAAUCUCAGUCAGAGGCGUCGAGGCUUCGGCAGCGAGUGGAGGAACUUGCGAGAGACAACGAAGCCCUCAAGUCCUCAAGUUUUGCAGCCAGUCUGUGUAUGGGAGGACCUAUUCAGACUGAGACACAAAGUAAACCCUGUUUACAUCCCACUGCAGAGCAGAAGGAGGAGCAAACAAGUUGUUUAGGGAAGACCCUUCAACCUGAGAAGCCAAAUGAGGCGUUAUCUGAGUUUGAGGUUGUGAAUAUGGAUGGGAAGACUACAGAUGCCUUGACUGCCGGGUCAGUGACAGGAGUAAUCCCCCUCUUGCCUCAAGAGAACAUUGAGCUAGCGAGUCAGCUAAAGAGACUGGAGAGCUCCUUCAGCAUAUUCGCAGAGGAGUCCAACCCAAACCAGCUGUUGGCUCAUCUUGGUCGAAUGGCUGUGGAGUUUCACCAUCUUUCCUCUAAGGUCCAAAAGAAUGAACAGAGGACCUCCCUCCUACAGACUCUCUGUGAGCAGCUCAGACAGGAGAAUAAUGAGCUUCGCAAGAAAAUGGAAGAGGAUCAUCAUAUCAGGAAUCGAGACUUGGAACAGCUGAGGCAGGAAAACCAGAAACUUAAGGAGCUGGUCACAGGAGGAGCAACAGCAGCAGGAUCGUCCACGGUGCCGUCUCACACCGACGCCGCAGAGGCCAAAGAGGAGCCUGUGAAAGAGGAAUCAGUAGCUGUGAGACCGAAGAUGGAGGCAACCACACCACAGAAGGAAUGUUUCGUGUGCCCUCAGAGUGGAAAAGCUGCAGAGAAAACCCCAACCAAACCUUGUGAUGUAGAGGGGUAUGAAAAGAAGAUCAAGCUUUUGGAGAAGCAGAGAAAGGAUGUACUGGAGGUGAACAAGCAGUGGGACAUUCAGUGGAACUCCAUGAAGUCACAGUUUGAACAGAAGAUCACAGAUCUUAGACAACGACUGGCUGAGUCCCAGAAAACUGUACUUGAACUGGAGGCAGAGCGAGAGCAGAGGCAGCGCGACUAUGACAAGAAGCUACUGUUGGCCAAGUCCAAAAUUGAAAAUGUACAGGGGGAGAAGGAGUGCCUCAACUCUGAGACCACUGAGCUAAAGCAAAAGAUUCGCUACCUGCAGGAUCAGCUGCUGCCCCUCAGCAAACAGAGAGAGUACCAGGAGAAGGAGAUCCAACGCCUCAACAGGGCUUUAGAAGAAGCCUUAAACCUGCACACCCCAUCAUCCUCCCAACAACCACCUGGCCAGGGUAACUUUGCUGAUGCAGCCAAUAACCUGAAGAAACAGGAACUGCUCACCCAGAUCGCUGUACUAAAGGAACAGGUGAAGAUCUUCGAAGAAGACUUCAGAAAAGAGAGGAGUGACAGGGAGCGAAUGAAUGAGGAGAAAGAGGACUUGAGGCGGCAAGUUGAGAGGCUUCAGGGUCAGAUUACUAAUUUAACCAAUCAGCUUCACCAGGCACAGAACGAGUGUCAGAGAGAACGUACAGAGAGAUGUAAGCUGGAGAGACUGCAGAUGCAGCAUCACAAACAGGGGCAGCAGCAGGAAAGGCGUACCUCAGAUCCCACGUCAGGCUCUGUGAACGGCCCGCUGAGCCCUCCCUACUGUGGUCCCUUUGUGCAGGUGGGACCGCAGGGCCUUGAGGGCUGGCCCAUACACUUCCCUCCCCGGAUGCCCAAUGCAGCAGGCGCCACAGCCGCAGCCGCCGCAGCACCGCCCCCUGUACGAGACUUCCAGCCUGUUACCCCGGGUUUUCCUUGGCAGUCGUCAUUCCCACAGCCCAGAGGGGCCAGAGCAGUAGGAGAGAGUUCAAGACCACCACCAGAGAAUGCAGGUCUUGGAGAAGAGCAGAGCUCGAGGGCACAUAGGAAUAAAAAUAUAUCAGAUCAGUCCGCAGCAGCUGCAGCAGCAGGAGGAGCGGGAGCAGGAUUUGGCAAAAGGGAGCGACAGAACAUUGACCCUGGAAAGCACUAAAGCAUCACCGUACCCACCUGAUGGAGUCUGGGUAGUAGCAUGAAAUCAGUUUGUUUUUGAGUUGACAAGGUGUGAUUUGAUCUAUAAUUUUCCUACUGAACUGUAGAUAUCCUAUUGUAAUGUUGUUUAUACUUGCGUUUUAUAAGGCUAUUUGUGAAACACUUCGCUAUUCUGAAUAUAUACAUGAAAUAUUAUUUAGAUUUUUUUAUCAGGAACUGAAGUCAUUUGUUAAAUAGGUUGAAAUAAUUAACAUCAUAACACGUGUUUUUUUUUUCUUCUUCCGGAAAAUACCUAUGAUUGUCUCUCUGCAGAUCUGUAACAACUUGACAUUUAGUUUGUUACUUGUAGGGUUACAGGAAGCCAUUCCCCAAUAUGACUAAGGCUACAUAUACUCAUUCCAACAAUGAAUGAUUAUAUAAGUACAUGAAAUCAUAGAAUUUACAAUGUGAAUGUUAAUUGAUUUAUGAAGAUUUCUUCAGUACCAUUGAUGUUAUAGAACUGUCCCAUAUGUGUAACUGUUUAAAAGUGGUUGUUGAAAUACAAAAAUUUUGGGAAAUGAAUUUUGAUGGUAUCAUACCAAAAACAUGAUUGUGAUUAUUAUUUAUAACCUGCUGUUUUGAUAGUUGCAUUGACUAAGUGUAAAUCAUUGUCUUUAGAAAUGCUGUUCUUUCUAUGUUGUUAGUGUAUCCCAAUAUAUUGUAGCUAUUGACAUUGUAUGUUUGUAUCAGACACAAUACACAGUACAUACACAACCUUUUUUUCCCCAUUAUGAUGGACCUAAUCUCAUUAAACACAACACUUCUACUUGACCACAAUUGAUUUGAUGAUUUGACCACUCAUGCCUAUAUUCAUACUCAUCCUACUGCAUCCUGUACUGUUGCCCAGUUAUCUAGAAGUCGUAGCACCAAAACCUUUAGGCAGCAGUGAUGACAGUACUGAAACAUCAAAAUUCUGCUUAAGCACCAGAGAGAAAGAUUUUCCAUCAGUACUUUAAAGACCCUAGAUCCAGUGUCACAGCAGUAGAGCCGCUCCUUAGAGGGAAACCUCUUGCCAGGACAUCUGGCUUUGCUCCCCAGCAAUCCACGCUGUGCCACCUGACCUGGCUCCCUGCUGUAAUGCACAGUCAGGAGCCCCGAUAAGUCACAGGACCCACACGUCAAGAUGUUACCAUCUAAAGGCAGAUUCAAUCUCAAAUCAAGUCACUGUUUACCCAUUAGAAUGUCCUUUAGACUAGUGUAGGUGAAGGGCUUCAAAAUGUGUGCAGAUGAAUUUGAAAAAGGCUUAAUUUUAUCAAGUUUAAGUUACAGGGAACAAACUCCUGAUGGGUGGGCUGAAAUGACAAAUUAGCAGAAUUGCACUUUGAAAGGUACGCUGUAAUUACUGGCAGUUGUAUUUUCUUGGUUUGUAGCCCUUUUUUCGCUGUAGGCAAAAAGCACAUGUGAGACUUUUUGUAUUUGACUGGCUUAAUAAAUCUAUUCUAAAUGUC